UUCCGGAAUCAUUAUAAAAAGAAUAAUUCUUAUUUAAUUUCUGUUCUUACUUAUUAUCAGGCUCUUACCAACCGAUCACUCUUUCCUUUUUAUUUCCGAAUUGGUUCUGUUACUACUGUGUGAGUGUGUGAUGUAGUAGUAAAAGGUUAGUUAAAAGAAGCAUCUCUCCUCCUAAAUGCUACCAGAACUCAUUAUUUCGCUAUUGCAUCGAUGCUCCAAAACCAAGGCAUUACGAAAUGGUCUUUCCCUUCAUGCUGCUGCCUUCAAAACAGGUUUGCAAUCUGAUACCAUUAUAAACAACCAUAUCCUCAAUCUUUAUGCAAAGUGUGGCAACCUUACCUUUGCCCGUCAAGUGUUCGAUGAAAUGCCUGAAAGAAACCUCGUGUCUUGGUCAGCUAUAAUUUCUGGUUCUGACCAGGCCGGACAGCAUUUGAUGGCACUUGACCUAUUUUCUAAACUACGUCUUGUGCCCAACGAAUACAUAUUUGCCAGUGCUAUCACUGCUUGUGCUAGCCUCAUGGCUUUGUUACACGGACAACAAGUUCAUGCUCAAGCACUGAAGUUUGGCUAUGCAUCCAUCUCAUAUGUUUGCAACUCACUUAUAUCCAUGUACAUGAAAUGCAGUCAAUGUAGUGAUGCUUUAUCAGUCUAUGAUAGUACACCCCAACCAAAUUCAGUUUCCUUUAAUGCUCUGAUAACUGGGUUUGUAGAAAAUAACUUACUUGAAAAAGGGUUUGAAGUGUUCAAACGUAUGCACCAACUGGGUUUUGUUCUAGAUCGUUUUACUUUCGUGGGAGUUUUGGAGAUUUGCAUUGAUUUAAAUGAUUUGAUAACGGGAAUGGUAUUGCAUGCCCAAACAAUCAAGCGUGAACUUGACUCUGUGCCUCUCAUUGGCAAUGUGAUAAUAUCAAUGUACUCAAGAUUCAAUUUGAUUGAUGAAGCGGAGAAGAUCUUUAGAUUAAUUGAAGAGAAAGAUGUCAUUACAUGGAACACCUUUAUUUCUACCUGUUCUCACUGUGUUGAUCAUGCAAAGGGCUUAAGUGUUUUCAGAGAGAUGGUGAAUGAUUAUAGUGUAAGCCCUGAUGACUUCACCUUUGCAAGCGUUCUUGCUACUUGUUCUGGUCUUGCUUCAAUUCACCACGGCAAGCAGAUUCAUGCUUAUCUAAUUAGAACAAGGCUGUAUCAAGAUGUGGGUGUUGGCAAUGCUCUAGUGAACAUAUAUGCUAAAUGUGGCUUCAUUAAAUAUGCAUAUAAUGUAUUUAAAAAAAUGCUCUAUCGCAAUAUUUUUUCAUGGAACUCCAUCAUUGCUGGAUUUGGAAAUCAUGGGCUUGGAGGACAGGCCCUAGUCCUUUUUCAGAAGAUGAAGGCAAUGGGGUUAAAGCCAGAUUCUGUCACGUAUGUUGGACUUCUAAUGGCUUGCAAUCAUGCAGGGCUUGUGAAUGAGGGUAAAAUUCUUUUUAAUUUGAUGGAGGAAACUUAUGGGAUUACUCCUGAUAUAGUUCAUCUUUCAUGUCUUAUUGAUAUGUUGGGACGGGCUGGAAGAUUAACUGAGGCAGAUGAUUACAUAAAGAAAUUUCCCUUCGGCCAUGAUCCAGUUAUUUUAGGGAGCUUGCUUUCAGCAUGUCGCUUGCAUGGGGAUGUUGUAAUUGGGGAGCGUUUGGCUAGAAAGCUUCUAAAGCUUCAGCCCAUGACUAGUUCACCAUAUGUUCUCUUGGCAAACUUGUAUGCUUCAGAUGAGAUGUGGGGUGAUGUUGCAGAAGCAAGGAAGAUGUUGAAGGGUAGCGGAUUGUGGAAAGAACCCGGCCAUAGUCUUAUUGAAAUUAAGGGAAGUUUUGAAAAAUUCACAAUAGGAGAUUUUUCCCAUUUAAGGAUUGAUGAUGUAAAGGACACUCUGAGAACUCUAAAUUGGGCAGUGGGUGAAGUUUCUUUGGUCAUUUAACAUACUCCUGUUUUGGAGAGUCUUGGGCUGGCAACUGCAAGCGCAAGGAUUCAAUUCUUGAGAGCGGGCACCUCUUCCUAAAAUACUGAAGGGUAGGUCCACACUGAAGCUACCACUUUCGAGGCCCCACUUGGGAGGUACCAAGAAUGGACUGUGAUACGUGUUUCAUUGUUAUAUAUACUUUUAAGAAGUUACUUAUAUUUCCUUGUGACUUCAUAAUAUGAACUUAAAUGCUA
Quercus lobata is the source of this 2175-nucleotide messenger RNA. RefSeq names its product pentatricopeptide repeat-containing protein At3g09040, mitochondrial-like. NCBI's taxonomy places the organism in Eukaryota, Viridiplantae, Streptophyta, Magnoliopsida, Fagales, Fagaceae. The transcript has 2 exons. The record is from RefSeq and is a predicted model, not a curated record. Gene Ontology annotation, biological process: RNA modification. Gene Ontology annotation, molecular function: protein binding; RNA binding. Bases 176 to 1939 code for a protein of 587 amino acids.